Messenger RNA from Diaporthe citri, 2163 nucleotides. RefSeq lists its product as uncharacterized. Gene Ontology annotation, biological process: proteolysis. The record is from RefSeq and is a predicted model, not a curated record. Bases 1 to 2163 code for a protein of 720 amino acids. The transcript is spliced from 4 exons. NCBI's taxonomy places the organism in Eukaryota, Fungi, Ascomycota, Sordariomycetes, Diaporthales, Diaporthaceae. Gene Ontology annotation, molecular function: aspartic-type endopeptidase activity; protein binding.
AUGGUGGAAAUGCUGUUGCAGCAAGGUGCCGAUCCGGAAGGGCGGUCGGGUCCCAGGAACACAUUGCCUAUGCAUAUCGAAGCCGGAGGCGGAAGCGCUGAGGUUGUGAAGCUCCUGUUAGAAAACGGGGCGUCUGUUGAAACUAGGGAUGAUAACGGGACAGCACCACUUCUUGUCGCAUGCGAUGUGGGUUGCUUCGGUGCCGCCGAACUGAUCCUCAAAACUCUACCUGCGCACGAGGACCUGAACUCUUACAAGCCAAACUUUCUACUUGCGGCAGUCAGACAGGGCAGCUAUAAGACCACAGAAGCUCUGCUACGGCGAGGAGUCAGUCCCGACUGCUACGACGAGGAUCUCAGCGCCCUGGGACUUGCCGCAUUGAACGAGCGGCUGGACUUGUGCAAGCUCCUACUCGAAUUCAAAGCUGAUCCCAAUUUCGCACAUCAUGAUUCCAUGCGGCCACCACUUAUGAUUGCUGCCGCUGAUGGAAACUUGGACAUCGCCACUUUGCUCAUCAGGAGCGGCGCCGAUGUCAAUAAGGCCUGGAAGAAAGAGAACUUGGUGCGCCAAUCACUAGGGUUUGCGGCCUGGCAUGGACAUGCUGAAAUUGUGCGGGCUUUGCUAGACAAUGGCGCAGAUCCCAACGCCGUUGAUGAGCGUGACUGGACUGCGCUGUUGUUGGCAGCGGGUGAAGGGCAUAUCGAAAUUGUGCGCCUUUUAUGUGCCCAUGGCGCUGGUUUGGACUUAGGCGGGGGUCCAGCUGGAAACACCCCACUGCAUGUCGCCACUGAGUACCCAGACAUAGUCAGCAUUCUGCUUGAAUCUGGUGCGGAUGCGAGCAAAACAAAUGCAUCAUCGGCGAUUCCACUUGCCUUGGCCAUUAAGUAUAACCACUUGGCCACAAUGAAUCUGCUAAUCAGCCACGGCAAGGCCUCAAGGGCAGAUAUAUCACAUCCUUCAGUCAAAGCCGAACUACUGAACCUCAAAGACUGGGACUCGAACAGCGAGGAGCGUUUGUCUACACUGCUGGAAGCCGGCGUCGACGUGAACAUGACCAACAGCGACAACACAUCUCUCGUGAUGCUAGCCAUGCUGAACUCAGAGGAAGCUGUGCGCACAGUGCUGGAAUAUGGGCCAGACCUGAGUAAUAGGAACAUGGAUGGGGACACGGUUCUGACCAUGAUUAACAAGGACACCACGGUUGGCUCUAUCAAGAGAGUCCUCCGCUUAGGAGCACAGCUCGACGUAGAGGACAACGACGGAUGGUCGCCCCUGAUGUGGGCUAUCUCAGCCGAGAACUGGGAUGUAUUGGAGUACCUGAUGACAAUCGAAGUCGUCAGGUCGAAGGUGAACCUUCCACGGAGGAACGAGGGCUCGGUGUUGCAAUUCGCGUGCCAUGAAGGCAAUGUCAGGGCUGUCAAAGUUCUCCUGGAACACGGUGCUGACAUUGACAUGGCCACCGAGGUGGGGACUCCAAUCACGGAAGCAAUCGUCAGGAGGAACGACGCCGUGGUUCAACUGUUGCUGCAAAGAGGCGCACGACUUGAUCGGCCCGCCUGCUUUAUUUACCUUCCGAUCUUCGCUGCAUGCUUAAAAGGCUCCGGGGACCUGGUAAAAUUGCUGCUAGAAAGACAUGGCGCAUCGAAAGACGAUGUUGAUUUUGCGGGGAGAAGAUUAAUCCACCUGGCCUGUUACAACAACGUUGAGAUCCCGAAGCAGCUCGAACCUGCUGAGGAGGACUUCGCUGCUAGGGAUUACGUUGGACGCGUACCUCUACAUUAUGCCUGCCUCAGUGGGGACGUGGCUUUGUUAGAAUACGUGCUGGAGCGAUCAAAAUCUGUCGGGGUGGGUAUUGACAUCCAAGAUAACGAAGGCUGGACACCGCUCCUAUGGGCGGCAAGAGCCUCCUCCUUCAUCGAGGAAUCCUACCCCGAAUCAAAGUUUCUCGAAGCUGUCUCUUGGCUGAUCAGCAAGGGAGCUGAUGCCAUGGUGCGUGUUGAUGGCAUUGAUCCUAACUACGAGCCCAUCAGAGGCGGCUGGACUGCUGUGGAGAUAGCCAAAUAUCACGGUGCGGAGACUAUCGUUGACUUUUUGAGGACCCGUGUCGAAUUAGACAAGGGGACGAAUCACCCUUUCCUCCUCCUGUAUAGCUACACGAGCUAG